This is a messenger RNA of Brienomyrus brachyistius, 3817 nucleotides long. RefSeq names its product lysine-specific demethylase 2B-like. The record is from RefSeq and is a predicted model, not a curated record. The transcript is spliced from 13 exons. Gene Ontology annotation, molecular function: zinc ion binding; transcription coregulator activity; protein binding. Gene Ontology annotation, biological process: regulation of transcription by RNA polymerase II; protein demethylation. The coding region runs from base 248 to 3115 and encodes 955 amino acids. NCBI's taxonomy places the organism in Eukaryota, Metazoa, Chordata, Actinopteri, Osteoglossiformes, Mormyridae.
CUCAUUGGCUGGAGCAGCUGCUUGCUGGGACCUGCUCAGCCUAUCAGGACUCCAGAUGAGUGCUCACAGCGGCCGGGCGAAGCUGCACUGUCCCUCGCUCUCCCAAGAAAGGAAAAGGAAGCCAAACAAACAGGAGCGUCCAUUCUGCCAUCCUGCAUCAGAGCAUGGGCCUGAGAGCCAGGGCCCCUCAGCGCUGGAGGGGAAGCCAGCAGGUUCCUGAUGGAUCCUCCCUUGAUUCUGUGAUGGGAUGUGCUGCUGUGUCACAGGAAGACCUCUCUGCUGCCUGACAAAAGCUCUCCAUCGAAGUGUCACUAAGCACAGCACGGGGUCCAUGCUGAUUGAGCAGGAGCUGAGCAGCCAGAGCGCUCCCACGCACCUGAGAUUGGACAUGGACGGGGCCUUGUAUGGGACUUAUGGCGACGGCCCCCAGGGCAGAGAUCAGCCUUUUGCUCCCGCCUCCAGCAGCACCCUCAUGCAGGAGCAGGGUGACCGCCCCGCGGCCUGCCUGCUGGAGCUUCCGCAGACCCCAUCGGGAUCUCCGGCAACGGAGCCCCCUACUCGCUGGACACACCUCACAGAGUUCGAGCUGAAGGGUCUGAAGGCCUUGGUGGAGAAGCUGGAGUCCCUUCCAGAUGGGGGGCGGCACCUUGCCCCAGACCCCGAGGACUCGCAGGCCCUGCUGGAAGGCAUGACGAUGGUGCUGAAGGAGCAUGUGGAUGAUGGCUCUACCUUGGCCCCCGCCGGCAUCCCCCCCAUGGGUUGGCCCGGCAAGCCACUAAAGCAGCAGCGGCCGGCCAAUCGGCCCAAGCCACCCAAAGUGGGCGUGUCAGGCACGGUCAAGCUGGCGGCAAGUCGGGGGCCGGCGGGGGCGCGGCGGCGCAGGACUCGGUGCCGCCGCUGCGAGGCCUGUCUGCGCACCGAGUGCGGCGAGUGUCACUUCUGCAAGGACAUGAAGAAGUUUGGUGGCCCGGGCCGCAUGAAGCAGUCCUGCAUCAUGAGGCAGUGCAUUGCACCCGUGCUACCCCACACCGCUGUGUGUCUGCUUUGCGGGGAGGCUGGCAAAGAGGACACGCUGGAUGAAGAAGAGGACAAGUUCAGUGUGAUGCUCAUGGAGUGCUCCAUCUGCAAUGAGAUUGUGCACCCCGCCUGCCUAGAGGUCAAAGAUGCCGGCGGCGUGGUCAAUGAUGAGCUUCCCAACUGCUGGGAGUGUCCCAAGUGCAACCAUGCUGGCAAGACUGGGAAAGCUUGCAAGCAAAAAAGAGGACCAGGGUUCAAAUACGCGUCCAACCUGCCGGGCUCCCUGCUAAAGGAGCAGCGGCCGGGCCGGGACCCCAGGGAGGAGGGAGACGUGGCUACCCCUGCUGUCACCGUAGCGACUGUCGCUAGGAGGCAGCUCGAGGAGACACCCAGGCACAGACUUGAGGAGCAAGUUGCAAAGAAGCGGCCUGCGGUGUCCCCUGCAGACGGCCAGGUGUGGCCCAGACCAGACGAUGACGUAUUGCAGAAGAAGCGCAAGCUGACCAACGACGACGACACCCCUGACCCCGACAGUGGGAAUAAGAGGAAGUCUCCAAGGCCUGACCAGCUGCUCGCCAGCAUCAUCAAGAGAGAGCAGGACGAGGACGGAGGGAGCAGGGAGUCGGGGCGCCAGUGGAACUACGGGGAGGAGGAAGAGGAGGAGGAGGAGGAGAGGGAACAAGAGGCACAAGAAGGGACACGCCACACGGAGGAAGCUGAGGAGGAGGAACAGGAGGCAAGGCAAGGGGCUCGCCACAUGGAGGAGGCCCAGGAGGAGGAGGAGAGAGGCGGAGUGCUCCGGAUGCCCUCAUGCGAAAGCGAUCUAUCACGCUGCAACUCCCCGAGGGCGGGGCCCAGUGGUGAGGGUGGCCUAGAGCUCCAGGACAAGGCACGGGUGCGAGCACGAGUCAGGAGGCCAGUGCGGCUGCCCUGCAGGGAGCUGAGCAGGGAGCUGAGCAAGGAGCUCAACCAGGAGAUCCAGAAGACGGAGGACUGCCUGGCUAAUGAGAGCCGGCAGCCAGUCAAGGCAGAGCCUGAUAGCGAGACCGACGAGCCCAAGCGGGUGGUUAGCAUGGCUGCCAUGGAGUUGGCUGGAGACUGGCUCCGCUCUUGUGACCGUGAGACCAACGGCACCCCCCUACGGGAGCCCUCCAUGCAGCCCACAGCUGGGGCAGGCCGGCGCCCCUUAGGGGUGCAGAUGGAACGGCACGUCAUCCGGCCACCCCCCAUCAGCCCCCCCCCAGACCGGCUGCCACUGGCAGAUGGAUACGCCCACAUGCUACGCCGUGAGCUCUGGAUGACAGUCUUCAACCACCUGAGCCACCAGCAGCUAUGCGUGUGCAUGCGCGUCUGCAAAACCUGGAACCGCUGGUGCUGUGACAAGCGUCUGUGGACCCAGAUAGAUCUGAAGCGCAGCAAGUCCAUCACCCCGCUGAUGCUGAGCGGGAUCAUCCGCAGGCAGCCUGUCUCUCUGGACCUGAGCUGGACCAACAUCUCCAAGAAGCAGCUGAGCUGGCUCAUCAACAGGCUCCCUGGUCUCCGGGUCCUGCUUCUGUCAGGCUGCUCCUGGGUAGCUGUUUCUGCCCUCUGCACCUCCAGCUGCCCCCUUCUGCGCACCCUGGAUGUGCAGUGGGUGGAGGGACUGAAGGACGCCCAGAUGAGAGACCUGCUAUCACCCCCUACUGACAACAGGCCAGGUCAGCUGGAUGGCCGCAGCAAGCUGAGGAACGUGACAGACCUGCGGCUGGCGGGCUUGGACAUCACAGACGCCUCGCUUCGCCUCAUCAUGCGCCACAUGCCGCUGCUGGCCCGGCUGGACGUCAGCUACUGCAACCACAUGUCGGACCAGUCGGUGAACAUCCUGACGGCAGCAGGCUCCACCACGCGGGACUCCCUCACUCAGAUUAACCUGUCAGUCUGUAACAGGGUCACAGACCAGUCGCUGAGCUACUUCAAGCGCUGUGGGAGUAUCUGCCGCAUCGACCUGCGCUUCUGCAAGCAGGUGACGCGGGAGGGCUGCCAGCACUUCGCAGCAGAGAUGUCGGUCAGUGUGCAGUUCAGCCUUCUGGAGGACAAGCUGCUGCAGAAACUCAGCUAGCGGGUGCUGGGGCGACACUGGGGACAGAGACUGAGUGCGGGGGCAUAUAUAUGUGAAAGACAGGGAGAAGGGCAUCGGGAUAGGGUGAUGUGGCACCAGGCCGGGGGCUGCAUGGUGGGGCGGGGGGCCACGGGAGUCUGUGAGCCACCCAGCGUCCCCCACAUACUCAGAUGGGUUGGAUGCUCUGGGGGCAGGACAACAGGGUUCAAGAAGGGGGGGCUGUUAGGAAAAGGGCGGCUCUGAGGUGUGUAAAACAAGCAUGCUUCUCCGUUUUGUACUGGUGACAUUACGUCGACAUUUUAAGUUGUCAAUUUGUGUUUAGAUGCAAAAGACUGCAGUCGCUGUACUUUCUUUUUUAUGCAGUUUAUUGAUGUUUUUUUUUUUCUUUUUACGAUGAAAAUCUCAUGCAUCUCACAGAAAUACAUAUUUUUGUACAGAAAGUGUCUCCAUGUCUGCUCUGCUGUUUCCUCCAGCUGACUUACACCCCCACUGCAGAAACCUGCCCAUAUCAUGCUGUUCAGGUGAAGGUGUCCAUAUAAUAAUUUAUGCUGUGCUGUCCUAUCUGUUUUCAAACUGCCAGAACAGGGACUCUCCUUUUUAUUGUGACCAAAUAUUCUCUUUUGUUGUGUUUAUACUUGCGAAGUCUAGAAAGAAACCUAUUUGCACUGUUUGACUUGAAUAAACAUAGAUAUUUUUUCCAAA